This is a messenger RNA of Penicillium taxi, 981 nucleotides long. RefSeq lists its product as uncharacterized. The transcript has a single exon. Bases 1 to 981 code for a protein of 326 amino acids. The record is from RefSeq and is a predicted model, not a curated record. NCBI's taxonomy places the organism in Eukaryota, Fungi, Ascomycota, Eurotiomycetes, Eurotiales, Aspergillaceae.
AUGUCAACUCACGCAGAAACUUAUUCAUUGCCAUGUCCCUUCCACAAAGACGAUCAGCUCAAUCGUGAUCUCGAUGCAUCGCUUGAUUAUUUACCAGGUCAUCCCCGGAUCAAAACUAGCGAUCGUAAGGGCUUGUAUGAUUUCAUUCUCCGGGAAUUAUGGUCUGAGGACCUUGAGUCGAUAUCGGGCAGACUCUGGUGGAUGUCGAAGCAGGAUAGCAGCAAUAUUUCCCCGUUGCAUCGACAGCGAGUAAAGGGCCGACAGAUCAUCGUAACUGAGGAUCCUCGACUACAUCUUGUCUGGAUCGACGCCCGAAUUUUCAUUAAACCCCUUCCCAAGUACAUAACAUCCUACGCAUUCUGGGAUACAUUUAUGAGCGAUCCGUCUAAAUAUGGUGCGGCAGCGAAGGUCAGAAAGGCCGCACUCGGGUAUCUGCGAACGUAUUUACACCUGAUACAAUAUGAAUCAGAUCUACAUAUCGCACAAGACCCGGCUCUCUGCCUGGUUCCUAAAGAAGUGACCUGGCCUCGCUUCUGCCAGUUCACUGCUCGUUUCAAUGACAUCGCGGAAAACGAAGUUUCGGGACGAUAUCAUUAUGGAGAGAUCCGAUUGACCCGACUGAACUAUUAUGCGCCCAUUCUCCUAGGAAAAAGCCAUUAUAAACGUGAGAGUUAUCAGUAUCGAGCGUACUUUGCUCGAAUUCAAGGCCCCAUGAUAUCUGCAUUUGCAUUUUUCUCGAUCGUCCUGAACUGUAUGCAGGUCAGUCUCGCAGCCUCCACUUCCGAUGAGAGAUAUUCGAGUACUUUGUUAUUUGCGGUUUGCUACUGGCUCAGUACUUUGAUUGGAUUUGUAACUGGUGUCCUUAUGCUUAUGUUGGUAUUUCUUUUUGUUUUCAAAGUGAUCAAGGAGUGGAGAUUUGCGAUAGCCCAUCGGCUAUGGUUGAAACAGAAUCCACAGAAAAGGCUAGACGGCCAUGUGUAA